Messenger RNA from Dermacentor andersoni, 7902 nucleotides. RefSeq names its product pleckstrin homology domain-containing family M member 2-like. Gene Ontology annotation, cellular component: endosome membrane. Gene Ontology annotation, molecular function: kinesin binding. Gene Ontology annotation, biological process: lysosome localization; regulation of protein localization; Golgi organization. The record is from RefSeq and is a predicted model, not a curated record. Lineage: Eukaryota; Metazoa; Arthropoda; Arachnida; Ixodida; Ixodidae.
GCGUCGGCAGGGGGACGCUGGUCUCGGAAAUCAAGUUUUGUUUUGUUGUGCGACAUGCGGAAAGAAAAAUAAGCGUCACUUAAAAUCGGCUGUAAGCACUUUAGGACUUGUAGAUAAAACUAUCGUGAAGUUAUAAAUGUACCACUCGAACGCUCCUGAGGCCAGCGGGGCGUCUGUUAGCUCAGAUAACGUCUGUCAUAUAAUGCACGAGCGUGGCUCGAAAGUAACCGUCUCGGAAAGUGGUGCGGAGAGUUCGAUUGAUGUUCAGUUGGUGAGCCUUGCGCCGUGUCCCGCCUAGAGAGAGUAGUUUCCAAAACACCCGGAAGCUGUUGUACAUGUGAAAGUGGUGUUAGUCGAGCGGCUGCUUUGGUGUGUCACUUAUGUUGUUCACUUGGCAAAUGUUGACCGCAGUGUUUGCUGUCAAAUGAUCACUUAGGCGCCAUGUCGCGAUUUGGGAUCGUUCCUGUUUUCGAUGUUAAGCAGCUCGGCUCUUCCGACCACGACGCAAAAAACUGUCUUCUGACAGCGCUUCAAGAGGCUAUAAAGCAGGUGCAGAAUGUCGCAGAGCCUGCUGGCACCGGUGCUUUGACAGAAGACACUCCAGAAGCUUGCUGGUUAUGCGAACACCUUGACAGGGUGCUUCUCUAUGGUUUGCAAGAGCCCCAGUGGGGCUAUUGGCCAUGGGUGCGCAAGUUCACGCACCCUGCAGCCCAGCAAGAAAUUGCUUCCUUGCCGUCAGUGUCCACAGAUCUUGGAUAUGGCCGUGCUUGGCUCUUGGCUAGCCUGAAUGGGGGACUGUUGGAGAGCUAUAUGCUGUCCUUCCGCCAGAAUUUGCGGCUGCUGCGCAAAGGCUACUCAUCGAAUUCUCUCCUUAGAGAUCCACAAUACUUGGACCUGCUUGCCACCUUGCUGUCAGGAUUGGAACACAUUCCUUUCAGCCUGAACCAGAACAAUGCACUAUUAGAUGACACUAAUGCUUGGCCAAAGAUCAUAUCAUAUCGUCAGUCUCUGCUCCAUACGGAUGAAGAUGUUGUGGUGCUACCUCAGGGAGUUUCUGUGAUGACCAUAUCAUCAACAGACAGCUCGACCAGCUCUCGUGAGGAUGACUCGGGCAUCCAGAGUGUUCGUGUCUCUUGUGCCACGCUGUCUUCUCUGGCAUCACCUGCGGAGGAAGUGCAUGUCCCCGAGACUUGUGGCUGUGCUGAAUGUGCUGCCUUUCUUGAUCGAGAACACAUUCGGCGCAUUAUCAACCUAGACGUUGUUCCACCAUCAUCUGCCGACUCCAGUGAAGCAGUUGAUUUAGAACUUGAGGUGACACGAGUUGUGAUAACACGACGCAAAGGAGGCCACAGUACUGCUAAACCAAGAACGCUGUUGUCAACAUUUGGAAGUGAAGGUGUAACGACAGUGAUAUUGGAAGCUGGCGAGGCAACGAAUGUUGAUGGCAAAGUGUGUGCUCCACUGAGGCGGGCACUGGUUGAAGCUGAAGGGCAGCCUCUACACUCCUCGCAAGGGGCCCCAUUCAGCGAGAAGGGCAGGACUGGUGUUGCAUGUUUUGCUGCGAUGACUGAGUCGACUGGUUCCAUGAGAGACUCUGGAUGUUAUGCAUUUGUGGAAAGUGACAGAGGCGCACCAGAUGGCUGUGAAGGAGAGGUUGAUGAAGUUAGGCAGGAAGGGAGGACAACAGAUGACUCUGAACAGCAUGAGGAUGUGUUUUCCAUCUAUGAUUGUAGUGGCAAGUGCACCUCAGAUGUGACAUGUGAUGACAGUGGUGACAAUGGCUCUGCUACAGAAGGAGAGGCAGCGGAGUCUUCAAAGUUUGUUGAACAAGAACUGCUCGUAGAAACAAGCAAGAAAGAAGGAUUUGAUAUCAAGGUAGAAAAUAAUGCUCUCCUCCAUCUUACACUAGAGAUAUUUGAAUCAGAUGAUGAGAAAUUCUACAAGAUGUUUCUGGCAUGGAAGUGCUGUGAUGGAAAAGGACUUUUGGAGCCUAUUUAUGUUCUGAUGACAAACAAAUUUUUGUACAUACUUCGACCGAGGGCUGAGGUGAACCUGUUUGCCAGAGAUUUUUCUGUGCGCCUCAUUGAAGUCAAGGUGGUCACAGUCUGGCUGAACUACCAGGGCUUCUCCCUGACUUGCAAUUCUGGGAAAAAGGCCGAUGUGGCCACUGGCCAUGCUGAGCUAACGAGGAAUAUUCUCUCAAGCCUGGAUCUAGCCGUUCGGAGAACUCACAAUGGAGUCAAGUGCCUUCCAUCAAUAGUGAGUCACUGCUCUGAACAGCUAGAUGCCAUGAAGAAGCUCUUGGCACACGAAUUGAAAUCCCAAGAGGAUGGUGGGCUUGUUGUAAAGGACUACCGUUUGGUGCACUGGGAGAAGUGCAUACAGUCCUCACCGGGGGAUUACGCUUGUGGGCCCAGCGUGGGCAGUCCCCUUAUGUGGAGGUUCCUCGAAGGGAAUGCCAGGCGAGAGAGGAAGAAGCAUUGGGAAGCUGGCUACUUCCUGUUGCGGGCUGGAGUCCUGUACAGGUUCUCAAACCAAGGAGACACUAUACCAAGUGCCACUUACCUUGUUAGUGGGGUCCACUGUGGUUCCUGUCAGGCAGUGUCAAAUGUUGGGCGACCACAUGCCUUGCAACUGAACCUGGCUCCCUCUGGUGGUGCCUGCCUUCAGCUUGCUGCUUCCAAUGAGGCGGAAAUGGAGCGCUGGGUUUAUGCGCUCACUGAAGCAGGGCAGGCCUCCUUCUGUGGGUCUGGAUCUAUGGGUGGCAUGGUGGCCUGCUGCCUAGUGUUGGUGGGUGACCUUGUGUUGACCUUGGUUGAGGGGUCAAGAGUCUUGGGUGUAGGAGUCAUUAUUGACCUGAGUGUAGUCCGCAGUGAGAACAACUUCUGCAUUAUGGAGUUUGAUGGUGGCGAGGCUGAGAGCUGUGCUUACAACUGGAUCUUUUGGUUUGCCACUGAAGAAGAAAAAAACGAGUUCCUGAGCAUUGUCUCCGUUUCCUGGCAAGAAAUGUUCAAGGUCCCACUCGAGGUUGCUCCCAUGUCCAGCGGCACACUGAGAAGGCACUGCCUGGAACGAGCCUCUCAGCUUGAAGCAAGGCUAAACGAUUCUAGAGCAUUCUGUCUCGACAUUUGAAGUGACGACUGCACUCAGAUGCUCACAGCAGCUUGCUGGCAAAGUUGCCUAUAUCUUUAGUUUUGUGGUUAGCUUAGAAAUAUAUUUUAAGAAAGAGAAGCUCGAGUGAUACUGAGUGCAACGCAAGCAUACAUUGAGAAAUGAUCGAUAGGCAGGCAAGUAUCACUUCUUUCAAGCCAGAACUGUAACCUGCUUAGUAGGAUUGACAUGUGAACUGCUUGGUAAUGAUUUGUUGUUGACAGAAGUGUUGCACAGAAAAAGAGAAAAUGUUGCAAUGCUGUGUCAUCUCUCUUUCUUUCCCUUGUCUUCUGUGCACUGCUUAUUAAGUCAAUGACAAAGGGUAACCUGCAUAAGGAAUAAUAAUGUAUGUGUUUUCUCCAUUUUGACUUUCUCCCAUCUGGGUAGGCGGUUAACGGCUGUUUAAUCACUCUCAGCUCAGUUGAUAUUGCUGCUUUCUUUAGUAAUCACUGUGCUGUGUCUAGCUAACAGUAUAGUUUAAUAUGGGGAAUGGACACUGCAAGUGGCAGCAAUACAAAAACAGAAGCAAAGAUAAGACAGUGCAUGUCCUGUUCUUGCUUCCUUCUGUCUUGGUAGUGUUGCCGCCAUAGAAUGAACCUUCAUCAACUUGCCCAGCUUUGUAUAUGAAAUGCAAUCAGGGGGCACAUUUGGUGCAAAAAACACUGGUCACUUAUAGAAUGGGGGAGUCGCUUGAAUGUUCAAGGUCUUCGUGGGAAAAGCUUUCGAUUCAAGGUACCUGUGGAAGCAUAAACUCGACAGUUUCAUCAAGUCUUUAUUUUACUUGUCUGUGAUAGGCAAGUGUGGUAUCACUAGCUUUGGGUCUUUAUGAUGGUGCCUGAACUAGAUCAAUACAGGUAUGCCCUCCUGUUGUUCUUGCGAGACUGUCGUACACACAUGUGCGAGCUGCUGCAGGCAAGUGGAUUCCCAAACCGGUUGCAUAACUGUAAAGUAGUUACACAGACCAUGGAAAGAAAUGAAACAGGCAAGACUGCUGGCAUUAUUUGGCCAACAGUCAUACAGCCUGUUUCUUUUCGUGUCACUGCAUCAUUUUAACAAACUUUAUGCUACAAAGGCAAUAUGCGACUGCUGUGUCUGUGUAGUACAUAUUAUUAUGCUCCUAGGCUGUUCUAUGUAUAGGCUGUCAUGUGAACAUAAUUAGAUGUAAACUCGUUAAUCAAAAUGCAAGAACUCUGAACUGCUGAUGCAAGUUUGGGUUCUUUUAAUUGUGGCCAAUGAGCAUUGAAAUGUUGAAAGCUUGAUGCUGUUAGUGUAAAUAUUGCCCCAUUAUUGAAAGGGCCCUAAACAGGCAUGGCUCAUGUGCACAUGGUAGACUAGUCAUAACAGUAUGAAGUAACAGACAGUGAAGCCAGAGAAAAGCAUAUGCUAAGUUGUUUGCUAUAGUGAUGUAAAAUAUUAAAGUAACAAGUUAAAGGGAAAUGAAAGUGGACGAAAAGAAAAGUUUCCAUACGUGGUCAGGACGCCUAAUGCAAAAGCAUUAGUGUCCAAUGAAAUGCCACUGAGCGGUCCUUCGAGUUAUGAACUCCUCGCGGGAAAGUGAGCACGUUAAGACGCUUGGUGCGUUUUGAUGUGGCCUUACCGAGGCACAGUUACAAUGCAGGAGAGAGCUUGUGCAGAUAAGGAACAUGCCGAUAAUACAGGUUUUCAAGAGCGAGGGUGAUGUUGCGUUGCGGCAAUGCCCUCUCCCCUCGUGUAGCACUUGGCAUGCUGGUGUCCAGUUUCGUCCCGCUCUGCAUUCUUGAGGCGCGCUCGUGCCAUGGUGUCGCAACCAAUGGGAACUCCAUCAAGGCACACUCGUGACAUGGCAUUGCAGCCAAUAAGAAUUUAGGCUGCUGCAAAUGCUGGAUGCCAGCUUUUUCACUCAAUGAGCCAUUUGAUACCUUCACAUCUACUGUACAAGAUAAGCCUUGGGAGUGUUAGCCAGCACUGCUCGCAGCCAAGGCUGCAGGCGGGAGCGUCUUUUCAACCACAGGUGUCGUAUGGUGCAUGAGUUUAGGAGCUGGUCAGUAAAACCCUCAUGUGUUACUUCACGGCAUCAAGUCUGCCAAAUUUGAAACCUUUAGCUAUGCGAUGAGUGGGAAGAAUAGGGGGAUCCGAGGGGCCUGAUUUUUAGUUAGUCACAACCAUAUCAAGUCAUGGGCGUUGAUACUAGAGAAACAAUAAGGGAAGUUAAUUAUGCAUCACAGCCAGUUAUUGGUAGAAAUAUAAAUGCCUGAGUUUGUUAGGGCCUCCUUAAGCUUAAUGGCACUAGUUCAGCGUGUCUGGGCAGUGCCAAACACACCUGAGCCAUUCUGAGCCUGUUUGCAUCAUACAUUGCAUCAAGCAGUACUUCUACGACACUCCUCACUAGCAGUUGCAGAAAGCAGUGCUCGCACUUUAACCAAAAUGGACUACCAUACGUGAGCAUUUGGGUUUAUUUGUUAAAUGUUACAGUUGCUCUGCAUUCUUAGAUCGGUAACCGAGAUGUUUAUGUUUGGCUUAAGGAUAAUAAUUUUAUCCAGACAAAAAAUAGUUGAAAAACUAUGAAAGAAACCUGUACAGGUUUCUCGGAAGGAAGCCUUUACAGCUUAACAAAAAUUAAUAUAGGUUCACCAGUUGAACCCAUCACCACAGCUGGUAGGACAAGUUGUGCAGUGUGUGCUCAAUUCACUCCCUGGACUGGGAAGCUCUGAUUAACCUGCAUGAAUUUCUUUCAUAGCUUCAUACACCUUUUAUGCGGAUGGCAGUUUUACUUUUUGAUGAAACUUUACCUGCCUUGCAUAUGUUCGUAGAAAUUAUUUCCUUAAGUAUAUGUUAGGCUCAAGAUGUCGUGAUUCAUGUUCAAAGCCUCGUUGGCUCAGUUUAUUCUUAGCAUGAAAUAAAUCCUUUACAUUUGGAAGUAUUAAGCUAGAGAAAUAUAGCUAUUUCAGACACCAUGUGCUAAAGUUCUCUAAAAUCGCUUUUUAGACUUCUGUAAUGGUUUAAGCAUAACCUAGGCUAGUUACAUGUAAGAAAAUGUUUGCAGCCACCUUUACUGUUAUAGGUCAUAUAAAUCGCAAUUUUAUUAAGUGGCAUUAUUCUUGCAAUAUACUGUUGUACAAUGAAGUUCUGGUCCUGCUCGAGGUGUGUGAAGGAUGUCUCUUCGCUGACUAGAGUAGCAUCUGCACAGCAUCUUAGGGUGCCACGUUGAAACUGGGCGGCAGAGCUUGUAAAGCUGUGUAUAUUAUAGAAUGUUUACUUGAAAACCUAGUCUGUAUUUUAAUGUGCAAUGCAUUCCCGUUGCAUGGUUUUACAUGAGCGUCUUGUAGCAAGUUUGAUGUUUUUUCUUCCAUCAGGCUUGCAUUUAAUAUUCUUGCAUUUGACUUUCUUUCAUGUCCAUUAUGAUUUUUAUAGAGCUGCAUCAUUUGAUGUGGCAUAAAAGAACUUUUUUGCAUCUGAGCAACAAAUUUUACAAGAGUUCUAAUAACUUCCUUUGAUGUGUUGUAGGAAUGGCUGCUUGGGAUGUUUUGUGCCAUCAUCAUUUAUUUUUGCAUCUUCUGAUAGGCACAGAAGCAAACAACUCACUACAUUUAAUAGCAGCUUUGACCAUCCAAAAAGAAUGACCAAAUAUUUUCAAAAGCUUUCAUUGGAAAUCUAUCUGCUGUAUGUUGAGGAUCUAUUCACUGGAAGAAUAAAGAGAAAUAACUAUUCUUUGAAGUUGCAUAGUGAGCAAAAUACAAGGCUUUCUGCGCUUUGGGUAACUGCGGCUAAUGGAAUGUUUGCUGCCACUGCUGUUGUUAGGUAUUAAAGUGAGCUUUGAAUUUUUUUAAAGGUAUUGGCUGCUGCAGAUAUUGAGCAGCUCUCACAUUUUUAAUGCCUUAUGGGUGAAUCCAAACAGCCUUAGAUGCAAGUGUCGUCCCUGCCUGAAUUUUGCCAAAGACUAUAUUCUGUUUCUCAUCAUUCUGAUUUCAUUAAUAAUCUGUCAUUACUACCACUGAUUAUGCACAAAGCACACCAGAAACAAAUGUUAGUCUGUUGUCAGAAAGCACAGUUGAUAAUCUCACUAUAGCUGCUGUGCUUCAGACAGCUGUCAGAAAGGAGGCUCAUAAUGUUGCAGUAGGGCUUUUACCAUUUGCAUCAUCUACGUUAAAGAGCAGUGGCAUGUCAACAAAGGUUGCUGGAAACUCUAAUGUAUCCCUGACGCUUAUAUGUUACGAGUAUGUUAAAAUCUCUUUGUUAAGACAUUCACACUUCUAAGUAGAUGUCCAUGCAAUUUCUCUGCCCUCAUGGCCUCUGCAAACUGCCCUGCGAGUUUGAACAGUUUUGUCAUUUACAUCUGCUCAUCAAAAUAAUGGUGACUGCUGUCCUAUGCAGGCUGUUCUGUUGCAGACAUGGUUCUCUGGCAUGUGUUUUCCUUCAGGUGCAUGAUACGGUGAUUGCGUAACUCCUGUGUUUUCUCACAGCUAGCCAAAUAACAGCACCACCCAUUUGCUUCUGUGUGUUUGUCAUGUUUCUAUUGCUGAGCAUCAUCUGUGAUACAUGUUUGCAUUGCAAGCUCUAUGCAUGUUUCUCCUAUCAUUCGAAGCCUGGACAUUGGCUUCAUUGUUAUUAAGAGCCAAACAAGUGAGAAAUUCUUUGCAUUGCACUUUUUUUCUACACUUGCUUGUGUUGGCCACACUCAGUAUGUUUGACUGUUCCCUGCAGAAUUUUCACAACGUUGCAGCAAUGUUUGUAUAUGCUAAUAGAUGCAAUAAUAAAAGAGCUGUAUCUGCUGCA